Camelus dromedarius (Arabian camel) is the source of this 2310-nucleotide messenger RNA. RefSeq names its product disintegrin and metalloproteinase domain-containing protein 20-like. The annotation marks the transcript as partial. Gene Ontology annotation, molecular function: metalloendopeptidase activity. Lineage: Eukaryota; Metazoa; Chordata; Mammalia; Artiodactyla; Camelidae. Gene Ontology annotation, cellular component: plasma membrane; external side of plasma membrane; sperm head plasma membrane. Gene Ontology annotation, biological process: proteolysis; male gonad development. The record is from RefSeq and is a predicted model, not a curated record. The transcript has 3 exons.
UGCGUCCUGCCCUGCACACUUCUGCUCUCACCGGUGGCUCCAUAUCCUGGCGCCAGAAUGGCUGUGGGUGAGGCCCUGGCGCACGUGAGGACCACUCUCCCACUGCUACUCUGGUCGCAGCUGCUUCUGUUGCUUUCUGGAUCGUCCUGUGUUGGACGCUCCCAACGCCAUGGUCCUCCAGAAGUGGUCAUACCCUUGAGGGUGACACACACUGGCAGGGGCGUGAAGCCUCCAGGCUGGCUCUCCUACAGCCUGCGUGUCGGGGGCCGGAAACACGUUCUUCACAUGAAGGUCAACAAGCAUUUGUUCUCUCAACACUUCCCAGUGUUCACCUACGACGACCAGCAUGCUUUCCUGGAGGACCAGCCCUUUGUCCAGAAUGACUGCUACUACCAGGGGCAUGUGGAGGGGGACCCGGAAUCCCUGGUUGCCCUCAGUACAUGUUUGAGGGGCUUUCGAGGAAUACUACAGAUAAAUAACAUUGUUUAUGAAAUCCAGCCCAAAAGGCUUUCUACCUCAUUUGAACACCUGCUAUAUAGAAUGGACGAGGAGGAGACACAGCUCCCACCCAUGAGAUGUGGGUUAACAGACGAAGAAAUAGCACGACAACUGAAGUUCCAAGAGAGUGUUGAGUCCACUUUGAUGCAAAGUGGGUAUGAAGGCUGGUGGACCCACAGGCGUUUUCUGGAACUGGCAGUGGUGGUGGACCACAAUCGGUAUCUUCAUCAUGAAAGUAAUACUUCAAAAGUGCAGGAUGAAGUAUGCCUUACCAUCAAUAUAAUAGAUAACAUUUUAAGUACAAUAGAUGUUCAUGUGGUUUUAAUUGGAAUUGAAAUCUGGUCUGAACAAAAUUACCUUGCAACAGAUGACAUAGAUGACCUCUUGAGUGAAUUUUGUGUUUGGAAGUUAUCAGGUUUCAAUGUCCGCUUGCCCCAUGAUGUUGCACAUAUUUUUGUAAAAGCAGACUUUGGCAUCACUGUUGGCUUAGCCUAUGUUGGCUCAGUAUGUCAGCAACAAUAUAACUGUGGAGUUGACAGCAUCCUGGAUGAUGACUUGAAUAGUUUGGGAUUUAUUGUGUCACACGAGCUUGGUCAUAACUUGGGCAUGAAACAUGAUGAUAACACAUGCACAUGCGGGCGUAAAAGGUGCGUAAUGUACCCAAGUAAAUCACUGAUACAUAAAUUCAGCAACUGCAGUUACGCCUAUUAUUGGGACACUGUUAGAAGGAAAUCCUGUUUGAACCUUUUACCAAAGAAAGAGAGUAUCUUCAUGUACACACGCUGUGGGAACAGUGUGCUUGAGGAAGGAGAAGAGUGUGACUGUGGCUCCUUACAGACGUGUACAAAAGAUCCCUGCUGUCAGCCAGACUGCACUCUGAAACCUGGGGCUGACUGCGCUUUUGGGCUUUGCUGUGACAACUGCACAUUCAGGCCACCAGGCUUCCUGUGCAGAAAAGAGGAAAAUGAGUGUGAUCUUCCAGAGUGGUGCAAUGGGACGUCCUAUCAGUGUCCAGAAGACGUGUACAGGCAGGACGGGACCUCCUGCACGGGCGGGGGCUACUGCUAUGAAAAGAGAUGCAACAAUCGCAAUGAACAGUGCAGGCAAAUCUUUGGCAAAGAGGCCAAGAGUGCAAAUCAGGAUUGCUACAGGGAAGUGAAUAUCCAAGGUGACCGUUUUGGUAACUGUGGUGUCAGAGUCACUUCAUAUGUAAAAUGUGGCAUCUCAGAUAUCCUGUGUGGGAGGGUCCAGUGUGAGAAUGUGACCGAAAUUCCCGUUCUGAGAGAUCACACGACUGUGAGCUGGACUCACUUCAAUGGAGUCACUUGCUGGGGUACAGACUACCACUUUGGGAUGACCAUACCUGACGCUGGUGAAGUGAAAGACGGCACAGAGUGUGGUGCAGGACGGAUCUGCAUCCAAAGAAAGUGUGUCCUGAUGUCUACUUUGAAAAGCAGUUGCUCACCUGAGACCUGCAAUUUGAACGGAGUCUGUAACAGCAGACAUCACUGCCACUGCCGCUCCGGGUGGGCCCCCCCCAGCUGCCUGGACGAAGGCAGCGGAGGCAGUGUGGACAGUGGCCCACCCCCGCAAAAACCAGAAGUCAAAAAAGAAAACAUGCUGGACGAUGAAGCAGAGGAGACGGUUCCAAACACGACUAAGACGAGCAAGGUAAAAGCUUUCACCUUGGCAUCAACACUAACUUUCCGCUAUACGUACACGUGCGGUUUCACCCAGGACCAGCAACGUGAUCAGCCUCAGACAUGCUUGCCACUAGGCCCUGCUACCCAGCACCUUACCCAGUGGUUUUGA